This is a messenger RNA of Rubroshorea leprosula, 1433 nucleotides long. Lineage: Eukaryota; Viridiplantae; Streptophyta; Magnoliopsida; Malvales; Dipterocarpaceae. The record is from the annotation of a GenBank genome assembly.
AUCGUCAAGCAUCUAACUAAUUUUAAAGUUGUUUGGGCAGCUUUGCAAUCCAACAUUGUUGAAGUCCUCAGCUGCUUCUACACCUGAAAAUCCCGAGGUUGUUUCCUCGAGGAAAACACUCCGACGCUCAAGUCAGCAAUCCUCAAUAUUCUAGAGAGAGAUGCUCUCAAAGAGUAAUUGCAGAGAGAGAAACGUAGAGAUUAAUUACCUUCAUCGGAGCGAGCUGAAGUGGUUCACAACAGAUGAGCUCGCCCAGGGAAUAGCUGUGUACACAAGGUGCUAUUCGCUAUUUCAGCGAGCUCGUCAACGUCAACAGAAGCGCAGGAGAGCGCGUGACGACCUGACCCACGACUACUACCGAGGGAAAGGGGACAGACCAACCUGUGACGAACUGAAUUUUGGGGAAAAUUGUGAACGAAUUGUCAUAGUUGUGCCGACCUGAACACUCCAGCGUGAAGAACAGAGCAUAAGACCCCGCACCAGACCACCAUUUUCAGGUAAAAUGGAUUCCGUUAGGGGAUUUACAGAGCUACGAGGUAACCAGGGCAAAGAUGGAGAAGAGGAGGGGGUUUUAUCAGUGGAGCCUAUCACGAUGAUAAUGCCGCCUGAGUUGCAGGACUUGCCGGAAACACUGGCGCCUGAGAGCAGCGCCAGUUCGAGCGCUAGGGACAACGGUGGCGACCACCCUAUUGCCUCGUCUAGCAGCUCGUCCUCAGAGGAGACACCCAGCCGUGAGGAAGGGACGGGGGAUGUGGUUAAUCAUGUCUCAGAUCGGCCUGUAGUUGGGGAGUGGGAAAGCAAGACAAUCGCGGGCAGGUUGAGUAAUCUGCGAAAGGCGCCCAAGGACUUGCCUGCUGGCUUUAGAUUCAGGGCGGCGCUUCACCAUAAAGUAGCGGAUAACGCGCUUUCAGUAAGCGGGUUGAAGAAACUGGAGGAUUUGAUCCCAGUGUACGUGGACCACUUUGAGGCUGGCCUGCGAUUUCCCUUGCCCGGGCUGGUAUUCAAUCUGCUGGCGGAUUAUGAACUGGCCCUGACGCAACUGACGCCCAACAGCAUAAGGUUCAUCAUAGGCUUUAUGCUGUUAUGCGCAAAGCUGGAGGUACCAGCUAAAGCAAUAGUAUUCAGGUGGCUGUUUCAGUGUCGGCUGUGCCCGAACUCCGGAGGUGCCAGGUGGUACUACCUCUCUGGGAGGGAGAAGAGCCAACUCUUCAAAAAUGUGAGGAACAAAGUGGCGAGGUGGAAGAGGCAGUUUAUUUUCGUUCAUGACACGCGAACAGAAAGGAUAAGCAAUGACCUUGCUGCUCGGCUAUCAGAAUGGCGCACGCCGAAUGCUCAUGUCAAUUACCCCCAGCUGCUGCCCCGUGAUAUAGAUAUGAAAAAUCGGCUACUUGAGUAAGCGAGGAGAGAGAACCUAAUAGAUCUAGAAGCCCUGG